GAGAUCAGCAGAGAGUGUGCAACAGUUUUUAAAAUAGCCCACAGAAGCGACAAACAACAUCAAAAACACCACAGAAUUUUCCUCUGUUUCAUUGUGUUUGUGAAAUUCCACAAAGUGAAGAAGAUGAACUCCAGACUCUCAGCGCUGAUCCUGCUGCUGCUCGUUCCAGGCUCCAGUCAACAAAAGUUUUGUGCGGUGAAGGAGUCAGAUGUAACACUGUGGUGCUCUGACUACGACAUCAACAUCAAAACUGUGUUCUGGUUCAGCGAGAAACAAAGUAAAAACUGGAGAAACAACAAUGAACCUGAAGAUUUGACUUUAGACUCAGACUACUCUGGACGAGCAAAACAUCAGAUCUUCAGCGGGUCUUCAACACUCACAAUAUCAGACUUGAGAGAGACAGACUCUGGAGAAUAUCAGCUCAUGUUCAUCAUGAAGGAUGGAGCUAAACCUCUCUGCUCAACCAUCAGUCUAACAGUCACAGACCUGCAGGUGAGGAAGAAUUCUGCAUCUACAGACCCCACAGAUAAGAGAGUAGAACUGACUUGUGUUUCUUCCUGCACUUUGACCUCUGGAGAUUAUUACUGGAUGAAGAAUGGACAGUAUUUCAAACAUACAGAGUCCCCCAACAUCCUUUUGUCACCCACCAGUGAUGCUGGCAGCUAUUCCUGUUCUUAUUAUCCAAAUCUUAAUUAUUGCUCCUCUUCUGUAUGUGUUUCUCAGAGCAGCUGCUGGGAUGUGACUUACACCUCUAGAAGAGUCUGUGCUGUGGUGGGAUCAACUGUAGAGAUUUCCAGCACAUACUCACAUCCCCCUGGUCAUACUGUAAAUAAAACAUUCUGGCAUUACGGUCCAUCGGGCGAGGCUAAGGAUCUGCGUGAGGAGCAUCAGUUUUCUGGUCGUGUGGAGUAUGUGGAGAACAAACUGAGAAUCAAAGAUCUCAAGAUCAGUGACUCUGGAGAAUAUAGAUUCAGGAUCAUCACUGACUUAAACCAGUACUCAGGAUCACCUGGAGUCAUUCUUACUGUUACAGGUACAAAGAUAAAAAGAAGCCCAGCUGCUGCAUUACAGAAAGAGGAAGUCAUAUUAAGCUGUUCAACCAAUUGCACUCUGAGUGGCGACACAUCUUACAUCUGGUACAAGAACGGACGACAGGUAACAGAUGGGUUCACUAAAGACAACAAGCUGUAUCUGGACUCAGUCAGCAGUGAAGAGCUUCAACAGUAUUCCUGUGCUGUAGGAGACUCAGUGAGUUCAGGGUCCAGCACAGCUUUACUGAGCGCUGCAAUCAUACUGUCUGUGUUGCUGAUUCUUCUGCUCAUAGGAGUUCUGUGGUGCAGGAGGAGAAAGAAUAAUUCAUCUCAAAAGCAUGAAGACAGGAUGGAGAGUGGGCAGCAGGAUUCGGCUGUUCUGUACGAGAACGCUGCAGGCUUGUCUACGGUCUGCACACAGCAAGAUCACAUGAAGGAUCAGGAUGUUCAUUAUUCAGCUAUUCGUUUCAAAAAGCAGUCUAAAACAAAGAACACAUCAUCAGCUCCUACUGCUGUACAGUCAACCACAGACAAUGUUCAUUAUGCUGCUGUGAAGUUCAGCCGAACCCCAGCUUAAAAUACUUAAGAUUAAUAAAAAUUCUUGUGCAUAUAACAUACUUUCAAGCAAUAUUUUACAGAAAGGAUCUAAAAGAAUGUAUUGUGUGAUGUAGAUAAAUAAAAUAAAAUAGAUACAUUGAAAAAUGAAAAUGCUAAAUAAAAAUAAAUAAAUUAAAUAUUAGAGGUGAAAGAUAAUAAAUAAUACCUUAUAAAUAAUAACCUUGGUAAUAUAAUCACUCACUCCAAACAGUUCUAGAGCUAUAUAGCGCAUGCACUGUGUAACAAAUGAGAGGUACGUAUCAACUCAUCUAAGUUGAGGAAAGAAUAUAGUGCAAUAUUGAAAGAUUUUCUUUAAAGUGUAUUCUGACAGGUGUUAGCUAAACCCCAGAUGUCCACUUACCCUAGAACCGCCCCUGUCCCCACCCUAAACAACUCUUUCAUAUAUAAAUCAUUUUUUUAUUGAUUUAUUUGAAAGGGUAAAAUUAUAAAAAUAAACCAACAGUACAGCGGAUUCUACACAGCGUUCCAGUUUAGCCCGUUUCAAUGGUUCCUCCAGAAGUGGGCACUUAUGAAAGAUUAUCAAUGACCUACAUUCGAGUAAACGAAACAGGGGAUAUGAAAACUUAUGUAUUAUGCCCUUGAUGGGCAAAUGUGGGUGAAGGAGAAGAAAACUCUCUCACUCUCUGCAAAAUGCCCACAGGUAGUUCUCACAGACAGUGUGCUGCAGCAAAAGAGCAAAGUGUAGAGAUGGGCAGAUAAAGCCUUGUGAAAGCCUUUUUGAGGCUUUCCUGAUUGUACCAAAAACGUUUCAAAGCUUCAACGCUUUACCAGGGCAUCUAGUGGUAAGCUGCAAUUAUAUAGGCUGCUUUUAAAUUAUUUAUAAAUGUUGUUGAUUCCAGUUUCUAAAGCUAUGCUAAACAAUAGCAGCUGCAUCAUUAUUCUGAGCAUCAUUGUCCAGACAUGAUUACUAUGAUACCAAACAUUUGAAUCAGUCGCCAUUUGAGCGACUAUGCCUUGUUCCUGAGCAUAUAAUCUUAAAACUAUAAUUAAAAAUAUAAACUAUAAAGUAUUUUUAUACAUUGGACGUUGAAAUCCAUGAAUAUGUCCUGCGUUUUUGUACGCUAGUCAUCCGCAGCGGGUGGUACGACACUGCUCUCCUCUCUGUGUUUCGCCAAGGGCUCAACCCUUCUAUUCGCCAGCAAAUGGCGAUUUACAAUGAUAAUCUCUCUGCCUGUCUCCCCACUCCAGAAUCACUGACCACCUCUACUGCGCUAACCGCGCCGGAACCUAUGAUCACGGACAUCUACCACCUCACCAGUCAGGAACGAUCCCGCCGAAUUAGGGAGGGGCGAUGUUUAUACUGCGGCGCUGCGACU
Molecule: messenger RNA, 2965 nt
Organism: Puntigrus tetrazona (Sumatra barb)
Lineage: Eukaryota; Metazoa; Chordata; Actinopteri; Cypriniformes; Cyprinidae
Product: sialoadhesin-like
Exons: 9
Coding region: 124-1608 (494 amino acids)
Source: RefSeq, a predicted model, not a curated record